GCGGCGGGGCGGCGGGGGCCGGGCCGGGCGGCGUAACCGGAGGCUGAGGGGGCGGAGCCGCGCGCGCAGCUGCCAGCCGGCCGCGGGGCCCAGGCAGAAGACACCCGCCCGCGGCCGGGCACGCACCGCGCGCCGCUCCUCUCCGAACAAUGCUCCGCGGCGGAGGGCGGCGCGGCGACCGACGGCGAGGCCCCGGGAGCGCAGCCCCGAGGAAGUCAUUCUUGGCCCCACCCCUGCCACCCGCAAGACUACAAGAGCAAGCCGGGCACAAGAUGACACGGCACCCUGAGGGCCCACGAUGCAGCAGUCCAUCCGACUGAACCCUGAGCCCUUGAAGAUGUCAGCGUGCAGUGACUUUGUGGAACACAUCUGGAAGCCCGGGUCCUGCAAGAACUGCUUCUGCCUGCGGAGUGACCAUCAGCUGGCGGCCGGCAGGCCCCAGCCCCGAGCAGGCAGCCUGCCCCCCAGGCCCGACAACGGCCGCCUGGAAGAUGACGGCGUGAGCAGCUCGCCCUACUCCAAGCCCACGAUCGCUGUGAAGCCCACCAUGAUGAGCUCGGAGGCCCCCGACGUGUGGACAGAGGCCGGCGUGAGCACCGAGGUCUCGCAGGUCAUCUGGAGACGAGCCCCCGGCAAGCUGCCCCUGCCCAAGCAGGAAGACGUGCCUGUCGUGUACCUGGGCAGCUUCCGCGGCGUCCCGAAGCCCGUCGGCCCCUGCGCCUCCGCCGAGGGCGGCCCCCGCUGCCCACCUGCCUACGCCGUGGUCGGCCUGCACAGCCUAGAGACCCGGGGGGACAGGAGCCCGGCCUUCCACCCCGUGAGCUUCCCGGACGACAAGGUGGGCCGGGAGGAGAAAGCUGAGCUGCCCUCGGCCCAGGAGAGCUUCCGCCAGAAACUGGCGGCCUUCGCGGGUCUGAGCUCGGGCGGGCCCCGCGGCCCCCGGCCCUGCCCCUCGCCCCCGCCGAGGGGGUCGCUGCCCUCCGAGGACGACAGCGACCAGAGGUGCUCGCCGUCCGGGGACAGCGAGGGCGGCGAGUACUGCUCCAUCCUGGACUGCUGCCCUGGCAGCCCCGCGGCCCAGGGCGCCUUGCCUGCCGGAGGGGACUGCUCGCCCCCGCGCUGGGAGCCCACCGCUGCCGAGGAGAGGCGGGCCCUGAGCGGCAGCCCUGGCCCCGCUGCCUACCCGCCCCGCCUGGGCCCCAAGAAGCCUUCGCUCACCUCAGAGGCCGCCAGCUCCUCCGAUGGCCUCUCCUGCUGCAGCCGCAGCAGUGGCACCAGCAGCCCCUUCGCUCCCCACCUUGACAGCGAUUACUGUUCCCUGGUGAAGGACCCCGCCCCCGCGAAGCACCAGGACUCAGGCGGCUGCCACGUGACCCCCAGCAGGUGCCUGGGGCCUGCGGGGGAGCCCCAGCCCAGGGAGGCCGUGCUGCCUGAGCCCAUCUAUGCUGAGAGCACCAAGAGGAAGAAGGCCCCGCCAGGCCCUCCGCGAUCCCAGGCCAAGGCAGAGCAGACAGCAGCCGCCCAGGGCCAGGUGUGGACCAGUGAGGCCAGGGCUCACAAAGUAGCAGCGGGCUGGAGCCAGGACAGGGAAGGCUCGGACAUGGCUCCGCAGGUGGGUGCCACCAUCACGGUCAUGGCAACCCACCCCGAAGAGGACCACCGGACCAUCUAUCUGAGCAGCCCGGACUCGGCAGUGGGUGUGCAGUGGCCGCGGGGGCAUGGCAGUCAGGACUCCGAUGUGGGCCAGGACGAGACUUCAGCCAGGCAAUGCCUGAGCUCCAGGGAAGGCCAUGCACACGAUACCAGCGAAAGCGGGCUCAAAGGGAGGCCUGCCAUCCCCCCCAAGCUGUCCAAGAGUAGCCCUGGGGGGUCCCCCGUGUCAUCAUCCCCCUCCCCGCUGGCGGACCUCGGGGAGGGCAGCCUGGGGCCCGCACCUGUGUCCAGAGGCCCUGCUGAGCCUACUCCUUCCUGUCGGACCAAUGGUGCUGCUGCCAGUGACCCUGUCAGGUGCCCGCCACCUGCUGCCACCCCCUCAGCCGUGGACCAGAGGCGGCCCAGGUACCAGCCAGGUGCUUGGAGUCGCCAGUGCCGGAUAGAGGAAGAGGAGGAGGCAGAGCAGGAAUUGCUGAGUCACAGCUGGGGAAGAGAGACGGAAAAUGGCCCCAUGGCCCCUUCCAGCGCCUCCACCUGGCACCGGGUGCACCCCACCGACGGCUCCUCCUCCUCCGGGCAGCACGGCAAAGCCAGCACGGGCAUGAGCAAGUCGGCUUCUUUUGCCUUUGAGUUUCCCAAGGACAGGAGUAGGAUGGAGACUUUCUCGCCUCCUCCCCCGCCCCCGAAGUCCAGGCACCUUUUAAAAAUGAACAAGAGCAGCUCUGACUUGGAGAAAGUGAGCCAGGGUUCUGCAGAGAGUCUCAGCCCGUCCUUCAGGGGCGUCCAGGUCAGCUUCACCACCGGCUCCACCGACAGCCUGGCCUCGGACUCCAGGACUGCCAGCGAUGGAGGUAAGGGGCUGGACCUGGAUGUGGAGGCUCAGGUUUUCCUGGAUGUGCAAGGCCGGCCCUGGGUUGAUUGGCAGGAUGUGGGAGCGCUGAGCAAGGGUCCAGCUUUCACCACGCGAGCUGGAGAUGAGUCGGACAGAGCUCAGGGCAACUCACCUGGGACUCUGGCCCUGACCUCGAGGUUUUCACCGGCCCAGCUGCUGCCGGACAGCAGAGCUGUGCUCAGAGCAAACCGAGCGCCGCUUGUUCCUGGGCUCAAAACAGGACUGACCACUUCCUCUGUGAGCCCAGCGCUCAUUUUGUCUGCAGAGAACAAUGAAAACUUCUGCCUCUCCCCGCAGAUCUGCAAGACCCCUGAGCCCAAAGCAGCCUCCUACUGCAGCCCCUCUGUGCCCGUCCACUUCAACAUCCAGCAGGACUGCGGCCACUUUGUGGCCUCGGUGCCGUCCAGCAUGCUGGCCCCUCCCGACGCACCCAAGGACCCUCAGCCGGCCCUGCCCGCGCAGCCCCCAGCCCAGGAGCAGGACUGCGUGGUGGUCAUCACCCGCGAGGUGCCGCACCAGACCGCCUCCGACUUCGUGCGGGACUCGGCCGCCAGCCACCGGGCAGAGCCCGAGGCGUACGAGCGGCGCGUGUGCUUCCUGCUUCUGCAGCUGUGCAAUGGGCUGGAGCAUCUAAAGGAACACGGAGUCAUCCACCGAGACCUGUGCCUGGAGAACCUGCUGCUGGUGCGCUGUGCGCCGCAGGCUGCCCCCGGCCCCGCCGCCCCACCCACCGCCCCAGCCCCCGGCCCGGCCGCGCCUCCCCGCGCUGGCGCCUCCACGGCCCCCGCAGCCGGAGCCACCCCGAGCCCGCCGGACGCCCCCGCCUGCCAGGGCGUGCCCGGGGACAAGCAGUUGCCCCGACUGAUCAUCAGUAACUUCCUAAAGGCCAAGCAGAAGCCGGGCGGCUCCACGAACCUGCAGCAGAAGAAGAGCCAGGCCCGGCUGGCCCCCGAGAUCGUGUCGGCCUCCCAGUACCGCAAGUUCGACGAGUUCCAGACGGGCAUCCUCAUCUACGAGCUGCUGCACCAGCCCAACCCGUUCGAGGUGCGCGCGCAGCUGCGGGAGCAAGACUACCGGCAGGAGGACCUCCCGCCGCUGCCGGCCCUGUCGCUCUACUCGCCCGGGCUGCAGCAGCUGGCGCACCUGCUGCUAGAGGCCGACCCCAUCAAGCGCAUCCGCAUCGGCGAGGCCAAGCGCGUGCUGCAGUGCCUGCUGUGGGGGCCCCGGCGCGAGCUGGUGGAACAGCCGGGCCCCUCGGAGGAGGCGCUGUGCAGCACGCUGCACAACUGGAUCGACAUGAAGCGGGCCCUGAUGAUGAUGAAGUUUGCCGAGAAGGCCGUGGACCGCAGGCGGGGCGUGGAGCUGGAGGACUGGCUUUGCUGCCAGUACCUGGCCUCGGCCGAGCCCCGAGCCGUCUUGCAGUCGCUGAAGCUCCUGCAGCUGCUGUGAGCCCGGCGCCCUCCUCCUGCACUUUGGCUGCCCCUGCUCGCGUGCCUGCCCCGCCCCCGCUGCCCUUGCUUGCCUUGCCAAUAUCCAUGUCUCCCUGGGAAAUGGUACAAACGGCUGUGAUGCUCGGAUGUAAUAUAUAUAUAAAAUAUAUAAAUAUGGAUGACAAAGGGUGUCCUUGGCCUUGGCCUUGACCUUGGCCGUGGCCUCCUCUCCUCACCAAGCUGUCCCCGGUUUUUUCCUGUAAUCACAUGCGUUUCUCGCACAGUACAAGGUCUGCCAACAGAAUAGAGCCUGGACAUUGGCCUCACUACCCCAAGAUGAGAACCCUUCACCCUCCUGUCAAACUGUUAUUUAAUGCCCCUCUUCCCCACACACAAAAAAAAAAAUCCAUUAAAAAUGUUUGCUUGGGUCCUUUAUCCCCAAGCACAUUAA
Molecule: messenger RNA, 4426 nt
Organism: Oryctolagus cuniculus (rabbit)
Lineage: Eukaryota; Metazoa; Chordata; Mammalia; Lagomorpha; Leporidae
Source: RefSeq, a predicted model, not a curated record